AAUAAAGUGUAAAUUUCUGAAUAUAUAUCGUCGGUAGUAGUAAUAAGGUUAUCACUAUCCAAGGAAAAUGACCAAAAACUUUGGGGGCUGUGGGGAAAUGGCCAUACUACAAAAGUCAGUGAGAUACCUUUCCUACAUAAAUUAUCGUACCCAAAUUCCAAACCCAACUUGGUCUAUAUACACAGACUUCCUUAUCUAUCAAAACAUAUGAAAACACUAAAAAAAAAAAAAAAAACUAAAACGAAUUAGUAUCCCAACGGUGAUUGGAUAUAACAUGCAUGCCCCGAAAUCCAGAUCUCAUUUUGUGGUACUAUACCUUGAAAAACUUAAACGAUAAUGUUUCAAUUGUAAACCUCAAACUCCAAUGGUGAAUUAGAAAAAAGAAAAACCAAACGUUGAUGCCUGAACUAACUGAUGCCAAAGAAAUUCCAUUAAUUAGCAGUGAAAUUCGGCUACCUCUGACGGACCCCUCCAUUAGCCCGCUCUCCUAACCUCCAAUUUUAAGCCCCCCAAAAAAAAAAACCAAAAAACAUUUCUGUUAAAACGUGAAAUAUCAUCCCAUCUUUUCUUCGGUUUCUUCUUUCUCCUCUGCAGUUCCCUUCCUCCAACCAUACCCCACACCUAACCCCCUACGAAUUCUCCCUUUCCUUUUUCAGUUUUUCUUUUUCUUGGUUACGACUCUCUCUGCCCCUUUUUAUAUAGUAUAGUAUAUCUAAACUGUUGCUUAAAGCCACGCUCCAAUUUCUCAAAUCUCAAACAAUUCCUCUCCUCCUUUCGUUUUUCUUUUUUAAUCCAGUACUACUGUUAUUUUUUUUAAUUAUAAUUAAUUAAAAAAAAAGAAUACCACUUCUUUUCUAUUGUUGAGAUCUUUUUUCUAGGGACUAUAUAGGAGAGUGAUAACUCCUGAAGUUUAGCAUUAAUAUUCCUAAUAAUUAUCAUUCCCCCCCCCACACUUUUCGCAUCAUUUCCUAAUCUAACUUCAUAUACUCGUUCUCCCCAACCCGGAGAGAGCCCCACGGCGGGGGUUAGCAAAAAAAAAUAAAAAAAUACUACUACUAUUAUGGAAAUGGACUCGCCGACCCACCACCACUUCGGUGUCGCUGCCGCCGCCGCUCCUCCUCCUACUUCUACUACGACGGCAGCAGCGUCACUAGUCGAAGAAGCAACCGCCGCCGGCGACAGUCCUGAUUACAAUACGACGCCUCGGGGUUUGAGCUCCGCUAAAGUGAGUGAGACUCUCCGGCUUGUUCAGUCUCAUGUCCUGGAGAUCAGAGUUGAAGCUGCUAAAGAGAUCAGGCGGCUUACUAAGACGUCUCAGAGGUACCGCCGUUAUUUCUCCGGCGCCGUUAGGCCUCUUGUUCAGAUGCUAAGUUAUGAGUCCGUUGAGGCUAAUGAAUCCGCGCUUCUCGCUCUCCUCAAUCUCGCCGUCAAAGACGAAACAAACAAGAUUAGUAUAAUUGAUGCUGGUGCUCUUGAUCCAAUCAUUGGUUUUCUUCAGUCGGACAAUCCAACAUUGCAGGAGCAUGCUACUGCAUCCUUACUCACAUUAUCUGCUUCAUCUGUGAAUAAGCCUAUAAUCAGUGAUGCUGGGAUCAUCCCUUUACUUGUGGAAAUCCUAAGAGAUGGGUGCAUGCAAGCGAAGGUUGAUGCUGUUAUGGCCCUAUACAAUCUUUCAACACAUCCAGGCAAUUUGAGCCUGAUUCUUCAUGCGGAACCAAUUCCGUACAUGGUUGAUUUACUUAAAUUUUGUAAGAAGUCCUCAAAAACUGCAGAAAAGUGUACAGCUCUCAUAGAAUCAUUGGUGACAUUUGAAGAAUGCAGAAUUGCAUUGACAUCAGAAGAAGGGGGAGUUCUAGCAGUGGUAGAAGUGCUCGAAAGUGGUUCUCCUCAAAGCCGGGAACAUGCACUAGGAGCACUCCUGACAAUGUGCCAGAGUGACAGGUGUAAAUAUAGGGAACCAAUUCUUAAAGAAGGUGCAAUUCCUGGUCUUCUUGAGCUUACAGUUCAAGGGUCACCCAAGUCUCAGUCCAAAGCACAAACACUUUUGCGCUUGCUCAGGGAUUCUCCGUAUCCAAGGUCUGAACUUCAACCCGAUACGCUAGAAAAUAUAGUUUCCACUCUUAUUUCUCAAAUAGAUGGCGAGGAUCAAUGUGGAAAGGCAAAACAGAUGCUAUCGGAGAUGGUACAAGUUAGUAUGGAGCAGAGUUUAAGACAUUUGCAACAGAGGGCACUGGUUUAUACUCCAACAGAUUUGCCAGUCAAUAAAUGUGCGUCCGAAGUCUCAUCCAAGUAAAUGUUUUCAAGUUUGAUCUUGUACUGAUUUUCAUCAUCCUUAAAGGUUUGCCCUUUCAAAUUUUGAUUCAUAGGCGAUAAUAAGAAAAGAAAAUAUGCCAGUCCAGGCCUUUGUGAUGGGUACGAUGAGACUGGUGGUUCAAUGUCGAUAUAAUAUAAGCUUGCUACUCUUUUCUGAAAAGGUACAUUAGCCUUUUUGUUUACCACCUUUGUAUCAUAACAUCUGUUCAUGGAAUAUAAGCUUGCUACUCUUUUCUGAAAAGGUACAUUAGCCUUUUUGUUUACCACCUUUGUAUCAUAACAUCUGUUCAUGGAAAAUAUACGUUCAGUUGUGGCUUUCUGUCUUCAUUAGCAGUUCCUUCUUUCUAAUGCAAUCAUAGUGUAAAUGGCCCG
Molecule: messenger RNA, 2685 nt
Organism: Oldenlandia corymbosa var. corymbosa
Lineage: Eukaryota; Viridiplantae; Streptophyta; Magnoliopsida; Gentianales; Rubiaceae
Source: the annotation of a GenBank genome assembly